Colletotrichum destructivum is the source of this 186-nucleotide messenger RNA. RefSeq lists its product as uncharacterized. Bases 1 to 186 code for a protein of 61 amino acids. The transcript has a single exon. NCBI's taxonomy places the organism in Eukaryota, Fungi, Ascomycota, Sordariomycetes, Glomerellales, Glomerellaceae. The record is from RefSeq and is a predicted model, not a curated record.
AUGGAUCAGGUUGGUCUGGCUACGCGGCGCAGAAGACAGUUGCGCCACGUCUUAAUCUGGAAGUCACCGGCAAACUAUGGCUUGACAAGUCACCGGAGCUGUUUUAAUUGCGCGCGGAUAAUGACGACCUUGCACAAGCAUGGGUCGCAAUCAGCUUGGGGCGCUCCACCAACGGGAUUCAGCUAG